Messenger RNA from Prorocentrum cordatum, 449 nucleotides. The record is from the annotation of a GenBank genome assembly. Lineage: Eukaryota; Dinophyceae; Prorocentrales; Prorocentraceae.
GAAGCGCCGUCAUUUGCACAGACAGUUCCGUGUUUUCUGGUGUGUUGACGGGGCUCGUGCUGAAGGCUGGUUCGGAGAUGCUCGUAGGCCCCCCCCCCUUCGUCACCGCCCGCCCGACUCUCGCGAUCCUUGCCUCCAAGACCGCCGCCUCGUCGCCGCAGCUGCGGGUCACGCUCGUGACGCACGCGGAGCUCGAGCACGCACUCCGCGAGGGCGGGGCAGACGCGCUGCUGCAGGAGAACGUGGCGCUGAGGCGCCUGGCCGUGCCGUGCUUCAUGGAGGCCCCGCGAGCGCCAGCACAGUCUGCCGGAACGCCCUGGAGUGGGGCCCCAGCGCAGAAUCUGCCGUGCAUUCUGGACGUUGGCGGUCAGCGUCGUGCCGAGUGGAUCGCGGCUGCGCUGCACGCCAAGGACGCGGACGUGCUGGUGGGUAAUGAUCGGCGGAUUUAG